AAGAAUCAGCCUCAGAGGAGGAAGAAGAAACCUCGAAAUGAAGCGGACCCCCUCCGGCUCGCUUCACACUUGUUGAAUAGCAAUUACAGCCGAACCUGGGGCGGCUUCUGGACGGUUUUACACCCGGUUUUCGGAGCCUUUCUCCCGCCUGUGGAGCUGUUGGUUCCAGGCUGAUCGGUUGACCGACAGCCGGGGCUGUAUGUGACUGAAAAUAUCAUUCAUCCAUUCCACAGACACAGACACGGAUUCACUCAGCAUCCAGCUCUACUGGAUCGAUAUUUCAUUAUUUAUUCACCCAGCCUCCUGAGCGGGAAGCUCCGGGAGUCACGCCGAGCCUGGCGCCCUCUCGUCGGUGCAGCUCGCUGGGUGGCACCGCUGUCUCUGAUCUCGGCGUGGUGGACGAUCUCCUCACCGUGAGAAGACGACGAUAAAGGGGAAACAACGCCUCAACACCUCCGUGGAUCAUUCCAUCUAUGUUUAAGGAAGCUGGAUACACGAUGAAUAUUUCACGAGUUGGAUUUAAGGCUAGCUUGUGAGGCGGGAAGCUCCGAGAGACACGCCGGCCGCAGCGCCCUUUCGCCGGGCAGCACCGCUGGGUCCAGCCGGUGGGAUGACUCUCCACUAGGGCUGGGCAAUACUCCGAGUUUUAAGGAUUGUGCAGGAGGACAUGGCGGACUCGAGCAGGACGAGACCAGCGGACCCUGACGCUGCAGAAAGCCGGACGGAGAGCCCUCUGAGCGGGAAGAAGAGGCUGCAGCACUCCCCGGGUCUGCGGCCAAAGUACCAGAGCUCGGCGCCGGGUCACUGCCUCAGGAAAGUGACCUUGACCAAACCCACGUUCUGCCACAGCUGCAGCGACUUCAUCUGGGGGCUCAUUGGCUUCCUGUGUGAAGUCUGUAACUUCAUGUGUCAUGAGAAAUGUCUGAAGACUCUGCGUGCGGCGUGUUCCUGCAUGGCUCCGUCUCUGGUGCGGGUCCCGGUGGCUCACUGCUUUGGUCCUGCGGGUCAUAAAAAACGUUUCUGCAGCGUCUGCAGGAAACAAACGGAGGGAAACACAGCGCUGCGCUGUGAAGUGUGUGAGCUCCACGUCCAUGCUGACUGUGCCGUCUUCAGCUGUGCAGACUGUCGCCGCAGUCACCUGGACGCCACUCUGCAGCAGGAUACGUUCCACCACCACUGGAGGGAGGGGAACCUGCCGUCAGCAGCCCGGUGUGAGGUCUGUCGGCGCUCCUGUGGGUCGUCUGAUGUCAUGGCGGGGAUGAGGUGUGAAUGGUGCGGCAUCACGACUCAUGCGGCGUGUUACCUCAGUGUGCCACCAGAGUGCACUCUAGGUCGCCUACGCUCCAUGAUGCUGCACCCUUCCUGCCUCCACCUCGACUCCAGAAACUUCAGCAAGAUGCACUGUUACAGAAUCACUGAGAGCUGCAGCCACGAGCUAGAUAAUUCUGACGACGUGGAUCUGUCUGCUGCUGUGACUAAAGACGGUCAGCCGGCUGCUCCAGAGUCAGGUAAACAGUUCCUGAAGGUGUUUGACGGCGAUGAUGCUGUAAAACGCGGCUGCUUCCGAUCGGUCUCCAUCCUCCGAGCCACCAGGAACGAGGAAGUGGUGGAGGCAGCACUGAGAGCCUUCUACCUCCCCGAUGAGCCUCAGGACUUUGAGCUGCACGAGGUCGGCGGGAUGCAGCGUCUCCAUAGUGACGACAUCCUGAACCGUAACGGUGGUCCGGACAACAGGAGCUCCCAGAAGGACGGAGGAGACACGUGGCUCCUGAGAGCCAAACCUCGGGACACUGAGGUCAUCCAGGUGCACGCAGGAUGGCCCAGGUCGGACGCAUCCCCUGUCUCGGUCUUGGUCUCCAAAAACAGCACAGCAGCUUCAGUCCUCACUGAGGUCCUCAGCAAACUCGACAGACAGGGAGAAGACUUGUCCAGUUUCACCCUGAUGGAGGUUUACAUGAGCAGUAAACAAGUGCAGAGACAGACUCUGACUCCUCAGGAGAACAUUCUGGAGAAACUGCAGGAGAUCAGGAAGACGUCUCUGCGUCAGAUGAAUCAGACUCGCUUCUACGUGGUGGAGAACGUGAACCGAGCGGUGCAGGUCGGCCUGCUCAUCGGAGGACUGCCCCCCCUGCUGGCCAAAGAGGAGUAUGUCCAGUUGAUAGAGGAGCACCUGGCCAUCAAGAGUCAUCUGGUCUCCAUCAGCCACAUCUAUGGCAGUCAAGGUGCGGUGGCAUUGCAGAUCUCAUGUUUCUCUGAAGCAGAACGGAUCUACAUGCUCGCUAAAGACACGACGGUCAACAACAAGACUCUGACAUCACUGGUCAUCCCAGAGAUUCAGCACAACAAACUGGGUGACGACGUCUGUCCUCUGCUCGUGUUCGUUAAUCCAAAGAGCGGUGGUCUGAAGGGCAGAGAGCUCCUCUACAGCUUCCGGAAACUCCUGAACCCUCACCAGGUCUUUGACAUCUCAAACGGAGGACCGCUGGUCGGCCUGCAUACGUUCAGAGAGGUUCCCCACUUUCGGGUCCUGGUCUGUGGAGGUGAUGGCACGGUGGGCUGGGUGCUGGGAGUCCUGGAGGCUGUCCGGCACAAACUGGUGUGCCGAGAACCGCCUAUUGGGAUUGUCCCUCUGGGAACAGGUAACGACUUGGCUCGUGUCCUGCGUUGGGGGGCAGGUUACAGUGGCGAGGACCCUCAUCACAUCCUUGUCUCUGUGGAUGAGGCGGAUGAGGUUCUAAUGGACCGAUGGACCAUCCUGCUGGAUGCUCAGGACAUCUCUGAGGACGGGAAGGACAACGGCUUCCUGGAGCCGCCAAAGAUUGUGCAGAUGAACAACUACUUUGGUCUGGGGAUCGACGCGGAGCUCAGCCUCGACUUCCACCAGGCCAGAGAGGACGAACCUGAUAAAUUCACCAGCAGGUUCCAUAACAAAGGUGUAUACGUGAAGGUUGGGCUGCAGAAGAUCAGCUAUACCAGGAGUCUCCACAAGGAGCUGCAGCUGCAGGUUGAUGCUCAGAACGUCCAACUGCCCAACAUUGAGGGCCUCAUCUUCUUAAAUAUACCCAGCUGGGGUUCUGGUGCUGAUCUCUGGGGGUCGGAGGUGGACAGUCGCCACGGUAAACCAAGGAUAGACGACGGCCUGCUGGAGGUGGUCGGGGUCACCGGGGUCGUCCACAUGGGCCAGGUACAGAGCGGCCUGCGCUCAGGGAUCCGUAUUGCUCAAGGGAACUACAUCAGACUGACCGUGAGUAAACCCAUACCUGUGCAGGUGGACGGAGAGCCGUGGAUCCAACCACCAGGACACAUCAUCAUCUCUGCUGCUGGACCAAAGGUUCGGAUGUUGAGGAAGUCCAAACAAAAGCAGAAGAAAUCAGCCGGCGUGAAAGACGGACGUGCUGAGAGCCCGUCCUCCAGAGAUGGACCGCACUGACCGACCUGCCUGAAAACCGCUGUCCUGCCUUUACCUGCUUCCUGUUUGAGAGGGAGGCCGUUUGUGGCUGGAGCAGUCAGCUGUGAUUUCACUCAUGUAGCUUUGUAGAGACGCUGACAGCUGCAGAUCUACGUACAUAGAGACUGAAGGAGGUUUACAUGGAGAGACGGCGUCACGGAUCGAGUACCGUCGGAUAAUUUCCAUCCUGCUGAUAAAACACUCACAGGUUAAUAUUCAUGGUUUUAACUUAAACACAAGCAUUAAUAAUAAUAAUAACUGGCUCCAUGACGGAGCUCUGCUCUGAUUCAUGAUUCAGUUUGGAUAAGCUCCACAGAUGAAGAAGUAUUUAACAGAAGUUUGACAUUUCUGUGGUGAAGUGACUGUAUCUGUGCCGUCAGUAGCCGUAGACUCGGUGUCAUUGGUGAAAUAUCUUUAUUUUAGUGCAGCUAGAGAGACUUUGACCUCCGUGUCAGUCAGAUUUAAUGAAGAAACGUCAAACUGAACGACGGCAGCUUCUUUAAAAAGCUGUAACUCCUUUAGGCCCAGUUCAGACCAAAGAUCCACAACGCAACAAGACCCCUUUACACGAUUCAGCCAUAUUUACUCAGACACACAGCCGCCCAUAGGAGGGCGGAGCUUUCUGGGGCCUGGACAAACUGAGGGCACAUGGAGGUCAGUAAAACCAGGGUCCAUUAUAAAGUGAAGCUGUGAUAACAUUAUUUUAUUUAUAACCUGAAAAAUAACCACUCUGAUUAAAGCAACCUAAAAUAAUUUUACUGCUGUUGUACAAUAAAGAACAGUUUUUCAAAGUGUUAACCCUUUUAUUAAAACAGAAUUACCUUUUUAUUAUUAGCAAUGUGGAUGGACACACUGAACUGAAAUGUAGAAAGUAAUGUUAGACUUCAGAGCCAAGCCAUGAUGAGGACAAGAUGAGAUGACGUUAAUGGAAAAGAAAGAAAUAAUUGUGAAAAGAGACACAAAAAUUGGGCAAAAUAGUGGCAAAAAUGAGCAAAAUCUGUCUAAAAUGUGGUAACAGUUGCAAAAAGUGGAAAAAGCAGAAAAAAUUA
This is a messenger RNA of Cheilinus undulatus (humphead wrasse), 4497 nucleotides long. RefSeq names its product diacylglycerol kinase theta. The record is from RefSeq and is a predicted model, not a curated record. Bases 668 to 3430 code for a protein of 920 amino acids. NCBI's taxonomy places the organism in Eukaryota, Metazoa, Chordata, Actinopteri, Labriformes, Labridae. The transcript has 24 exons. Gene Ontology annotation, molecular function: ATP-dependent diacylglycerol kinase activity. Gene Ontology annotation, biological process: lipid phosphorylation; diacylglycerol metabolic process; intracellular signal transduction.